Messenger RNA from Salvelinus namaycush (lake trout), 2089 nucleotides. Its product is annotated as BTB/POZ domain-containing protein 10-like. The record is from RefSeq and is a predicted model, not a curated record. Gene Ontology annotation, biological process: positive regulation of phosphorylation. NCBI's taxonomy places the organism in Eukaryota, Metazoa, Chordata, Actinopteri, Salmoniformes, Salmonidae. The transcript has 9 exons. The coding region runs from base 223 to 1710 and encodes 495 amino acids. Gene Ontology annotation, cellular component: cytoplasm. Gene Ontology annotation, molecular function: protein binding.
UUAAAUUGAUACGUACAUUUUUUAUAGGGUUAGUGUUCCCAAACGGCCAUAUUUCCAUGUUACAUCGCUUGUUUACGGAAAACAGUCAGAAGGACCGAGUGUACUAACGUUACCUGUGUUAAUUAACUAACUUACACCUAUGUAUAAACAGAAGACAGACGCCACAAACUUGUCACUGAAAAAUACUGCCGGAUGUAACUGUUAAAACAUCGUACAGACAUCAUGAGUGCUGAUGGUGGCAGAUUCCCUAUUGACACCUCUAACUAUUUACCUGUGAUGGCUGAAUGUCCACAUUUAGAUGACAACUCAAGCAACACUGAGAACUGGGAAAGUAAUCUUCACAGACACUCAAGUGCCCAGCCCCGCGUUCCAGUCCCUCAACUAGAGGCCGACCUGGUCAACAUGAACCUGCAUGGCGCCAGCGGAGGCCUCGAACGCUGCAGGGACAGUGAUCGCCGGAGGUCUAGCGACCGCUCCCGAGACUCCUCCCACGAGAGGGGAGAGGGUCAGCUGACCCCUUGCAUCAGGAACGUCACCUCGCCCACCCGACAGCACAACAGCGAUCGUGAGCGGUGCGAGGGUGGUUCUUCCUCCAGGUCGUCGAGUCCUCGGCCCCCCAGGGCCUUAAUCUCCGUGGGGCCCAGCUGCAUCGCAGCGAGCAGGAGCAGCCUUUUCAGUACUGAGACCCACUGUAAGAGUCUGGGCCAUGGACACGUGCACGGUCCCUGUGACCACCUCUACGUCUAUGAGAACGCAAAGGAGGGGACGCGCACAUUACGGACCGCCGAGAGGGUCACUCUGAUAGUGGACAACACCCGCUUCCUGGUGGACCCGGCCAUCUUCACCGCCCAGCCCAACACCAUGCUGGGAAGAAUGUUUGGAUCCGGGAGAGAAUACAAUUUCACUAGGCCCAAUGACAAAGGAGAGUUUGAGGUGGCAGAUGGAAUCAGCUCAACGGUUUUUAGAGCCAUCCUGGAUUACUACAAAUCUGGGAUAAUCUGCUGUCCUGAUGGGAUCCCCGUUCCUGAGCUGAGAGAAGCAUGUGACUACCUCUGCAUCUCCUUUGACUACAGCACCAUCAAGUGUAGAGACCUCAGUGCACUCAUGCACGAGCUGUCCAACGAUGGGGCGAGGCGUCAGUUUGAGUUCUACUUGGAGGAGAUGGUGGUGCCGCUGAUGGUUGCCAGCGCCCAGAACGGAGAGAGGGAGUGUCACGUGGUGGUCCUGACUGACGACGACGUGGUGGACUGGGACGAGGAGUACCCUCCGCAGAUGGGAGAGGAGUAUUCACAGAUUAUAUACAGCACAAAACUGUACAGAUUCUUCAAGUACAUAGAGAAUCGAGACGUUGCCAAAUCAGUAUUAAAAGACAGAGGACUUAAGAAAAUCAGACUUGGAAUUGAAGGUUAUCCCACCUACAAGGAGAAGGUGAAGAAGCGUCCCGGUGGCCGGCCAGAGGUCAUCUACAACUAUGUGCAGCGGCCCUUCAUCCGCAUGUCCUGGGAGAAGGAGGAGGGCAAGAGCCGCCAUGUUGACUUCCAGUGUGUGAAGAGCAAGUCCAUCACAAACCUAGCAGCCGCCGCUGCAGACAUUCCCCAGGACCAGCUGGUCAACAUGCACCCUGGCCCUCAGGUGGACGAACUGGACAUCCAGCCUCAGCCAAGCUACCACUACGAGCCAGACCCAGACGCCCCCUCACCGGCUGUCUGAGACUGGGCCCCCUCAGAGUACUGUAGUGACGAGCGAGUUUGACAGCAGAAACCAAAUUGCCUUUGCACCUCUUCUGCAGCCUUAAGGCAAAAAAAAAACAACUGGUAUAUAUUGUCAACAGCUUGGGAAGGAGUAGCAAAGCACACAAUUGCCUCCUUGUACUGUUAACUGACCAAAGGAGAUCUUUUAAAUCACAAACUUGUCUGUGGGUGUGGUGGUGCUGCUGUGUACAGUACUGUAGUUCCUAAAGGGUUUGGUUUUAUCCACUUCUGCUUGCUCUCCCUGUUGUGGUACGGGUGAGACUACCACCAGAGCACCUGGGGAGCCUCACUGUGAUGCUUUGACCUCAAUAAAGAUUUUUAUUUAAUAUUCACUUUCA